ACUGGCAUUGGAUUCAUUUAGCGCUAGACCGUCCGGAAAGUGUGCCAGACGCCCGAUUCGUCGUUUGGUUCUUAAAUCGAUUGGUAGCUGCUCGGUGGUGCUUCCUGUUGUUUUUUGUAUGCGGAUUUUCUUUAUCUCGUUGGGAGUUUUUUUUAUUUUCUGUCCCUCCGUCUUUGGUUUUAACCCCCCCGAGAAAAUGUCCGCAGAGGAGCUGAAGCUGGCCGACGAGCUGUUCGAUGAUGCCAAGUACCAGGACACGGUUUAUUUUCUGGAAAAGUUGAGCGAUAAGAAUUCGGUCGAAGUUCAGUGGCGAUUUGCUCGGGCGGUGUUUUUCGUGUCCAAGCAGAUUCAGGACGGAGACCAGAAGGAAAAAUUGGUGCGGGAAGCUUUCGACUACGCGUGUAAGGCCCUGGAGCUGGAUGAUGCCAACUUUGGGGCCAAUAAGUGGUACGGAGCGAUUCUGUCGGAGAAGAGCAAUUUCGAUGGAAUGACGGAGCGAAUCAAGCAGUUGGAUAACGUGAAGAAGCACUUCUCGAAGGCGAAGGAUGCUAAUCCGGAAGAUCCGGGAAUCUGGCACAUGCUGGGUCAGUUCAACUUUAAGCUGUCCGAAGUCAACUGGGUCACCCGGAAGUUGAUCAACUCGAUCGCCCCCAAUCCACCAACGGCCUCGUACGAGGAAGCGCUGGAAUGUUUCGAGAAGGCCGAAAAUAUGAAACCUGGGUUCUACAGUCAGAAUCAACUCUUCCUGGGCAAGACCUAUCUGGCGCUGAAGCAGAAAGACAAGGCCCGGGAGUGGUUCCAGAAGGCAUCCGAGGUUGAGGUUCGCAGCGAAGACGAUCGCGUGUGCCGCCAGGAAGCUAGCGAAGCGUUGAAGAAGCUGUAAUUUUCCUUUUUAGAUGGGCGAUAAUCGUUGGAAGUUUCGUUGUAAAAGCGCGCGCGCGCGCGAUCGGGUGGAAAAGUGCGAAGAUUAAUUUUUUAGUCGCUCGCUUGUUCUAGCGUAGUGUAGCUUUAAGGUUUUUUCUAAACAACAGUGAUACUGUCUUUCCAAAGAGUAGUGGAGGAGCCGCCGUUUUUUUAAUCUGCUUGUUUUUUUUUCGUUCAAUUCAUGUAGUGGUUAAGGGUCGGGUGUGCACCAAAGUGCUUCAGCUGAAAUUGCCAUCACUAAUUAGCUAGUCAAGAAGAUUGCCUGAUACCUAAUGCGAUGACGACUGCUGUCUAAUAAUGGAUUACCGGUGUGCCGGUUAGUGAUCUUCACUUUCCUUAACACUCGGAUAGAUUUCAGCGGAAUCAGCUGCUGGGAUGGUCGAUUCAAACAAAUCAGUGGUGGCAAAGUGUAAACAGCUAUACCUAUGUUAGGCUUCAUACCAUUAUUAACUAUAGUCAUGUAACUAGCGUGGAUUAGCUCGGCAGGAAAUAAUUUAGCUGGAUCGGGAUGUGCUACAAUUAAGUUGCAGGUUGCAGGAGUCAUUGUUGCCAUAAAAUAAUACCUACAUGCGGAAAUAUACAUUUUAAUUCAGAGAUUAAA
This is a messenger RNA of Uranotaenia lowii, 1525 nucleotides long. RefSeq names its product regulator of microtubule dynamics protein 1-like. The coding region runs from base 119 to 883 and encodes 254 amino acids. NCBI's taxonomy places the organism in Eukaryota, Metazoa, Arthropoda, Insecta, Diptera, Culicidae. The transcript has 2 exons. Gene Ontology annotation, cellular component: mitotic spindle pole; spindle microtubule; cytoplasm. Gene Ontology annotation, molecular function: microtubule binding. The record is from RefSeq and is a predicted model, not a curated record.